AUGGGGGAGAAUGAGAGCGCUACAGAGAAGGAGAAAGAGCUCUCCCUGGAGAUUCAGAGGAUCAAACAGGAAGUCGCUUCUAACACCACUCAAUGGGAGAGGCUGCAAAAGGAGAAGGCGGAGCUGGAGGUGGGGUUUGAGCGGGAGCUCACGGAGCUGCAGCUGCAGCAGGAGGAGGAGCUAGCGGCGGUGGAGGCGGAGCUAAGGGUCUGUCACUCAAAGGAGACGGAACACCUGAGGGCGGAGCAUCAGGAAGAGGUGGAGGAGAUCAGGACCCAGCAGCAGGAGCAGGUGACGGACUACCUAAGGAAGGCUCAUGAGCAGCAGAAGGUAACCCUGGAAGAAGACUUUGAGAAGCUCAGACUCUCUCUGCAGGAUCAGGUGGACACCCUGUUGUUCCAGAAGAGUAGCCUGAGGGACAAAGCCAAGCGCUUCGAAGAGGCACUGAGAAGAAGCACCGACGAACACAUAGUGGAUACCCUAGCCCCAUACCAGCACAUUGAGGAAGAUUUGAAGAGCUUGAAGGAUGUUGUGGAGAUGAAGAACAACCAGAUUCACCAACAGGAGAAGAAGAUCUCUGACCUGGAGAGAGUGGCCCAGAAGAACGUUGUGUUAGAGGAACGGAUGCAGGUGCUACAGCAGCAGAACGAAGACCUGAUGGCCCGUAUAGACAAUAACCUAGCCCUGUCCAGGCAACUCUCAGAGGAGAACGCUAACCUGCAGGAGAAUGUAGAGAAGGAGAACGGAGAGAAGAAACGACUGAGCCGUAACAAUGAGGAGCUCCUCUGGCGUCUACAGACCUCACCUCUCUGCUCCCCUUUCACAGAGAGAAUCAGAAUCAGUCUCCAGGGCCGGCCACGCCCACUCACAGAGGAUUCUCCAAUCAGAAUCAGUCUCCAGGACCGGCCACGCCUACUCACAGAGGAUUCUCCAAUCAGAAUCAGUCUCCAGGACCGGCAACACCUGCUCACAGAGGAUUCUCCAAUCAGAAUCAGUCUCCAGGACCGGCAACGCCUACUCACCGAGUGUCACCCAAUCACUGUCACUCGCCUGCUCGGCUCAACCCCCUCAUGA
Molecule: messenger RNA, 1074 nt
Organism: Oncorhynchus tshawytscha (Chinook salmon)
Lineage: Eukaryota; Metazoa; Chordata; Actinopteri; Salmoniformes; Salmonidae
Gene: mtus2a
Product: microtubule associated tumor suppressor candidate 2a
Exons: 9
Coding region: 1-1074 (357 amino acids)
Cellular component (GO): nucleus; cytoplasm
Molecular function (GO): microtubule binding
Source: RefSeq, a predicted model, not a curated record